CUUUCCCUCUGGGGCGCUUCUCUGUCAUAUGUAGCCAUCACAAAGCUCCGGAAAUAUGAAGCGACUGCGAAGAAGCUGGCAGAAUGGUCCAAAGAAGCCGAGAAUCAUCUGUGGAAGACGAGGACUACUCAGGCUACUGGGGCCCUUGCGGUUCUGGCAUCAUUCAUAGCUUCUUUCUCUUUGGCCGUGCUUCCGCACACUCUGCCGAAGGUAAUGCGUAUGACCACGUCUCCUGCGCUCCUGAUCUUGGUCCUGUUUGCUCGUGGCCAUAUCAAAAAUUACUGGGCACCCAAGGAUGGCAAGAAUAUCACUCGCGUACCUCUGCCGAAUAUGGAAGAGUACAAUGAAGCGGAACGACAGACAGAGAGACUUCUCGAGGUGCUUGAGUAUCUGGAGUACAGCUGGGUGCUGACGAGCUUUGUGGAUGGCAUGGUCGGU
Molecule: messenger RNA, 438 nt
Organism: Pseudocercospora fijiensis CIRAD86
Lineage: Eukaryota; Fungi; Ascomycota; Dothideomycetes; Mycosphaerellales; Mycosphaerellaceae
Exons: 2
Source: RefSeq, a predicted model, not a curated record